UGUAAGUACUUAUGUAUUUAAAUACAGUGUAAACGUUUAAAACAUUAUAAAUAAUCAAAAAAAAAGUUAAAAUUAUAUGAUUAAAUUAUAUGAAGAUGUUAGGAUUAGUGGACUACAAAAAUAGCGACAGUGAAAGUAACAGUGAACAUGAGAAUGACGUUACUAAAGAAUUUGAUCCACAAAACUCCAUUGCUAAAACAUUUUCAGUUUGUUUAGCACCCAAAGUUUUACCCAAUGGCUCAAAACAUGUUCCAAGAGCUGUCGAUCCGAACACAAAAAAACUAACAUACAACCCGAAAUAUGAUGAGCUUUGUACUCCCGUACAAGGACCGAGUAAUCCGAAUCUGACCGAACAAAUGAAAGCCCACAGAAAUACAUUAUCUGGAUUUGUAGAAAAAGCUCAUAUAUCUGAAUUUCAGUUCGAAAAUCAACGUCGUACGUUCCAUAGUUUCGGUUAUGCUGUAGAUCCGUCAACUGUAACCGAUGGAAAAACAUAUGUAGGUCAUUUGCAAGGCGCUUAUGAUAGCGAUGGGAAAACUGUUUUCCAGAAAACAACGAGAAAAGAUCCACGAAAAAGGAUAAAAAACAAUAUGCCAGAAGAUGUACACGGUUUCUCAGGACCAUGGGCGAAAUAUGAAGAUGAGCAAAGAGUUGCGUGUCCAAAUGAUGAAGAACGAGCUGAGAUAGAAGAAAUGAUGGCAAAGAAAAAUAAACGACACAAAAUAAGUGAAGAUGCACCCGUAGAAGAAAAAACCAUUUUACAUGUGAAAGAUGCAGUUGAUUAUCAAGGGCGAUCUUUCUUACAUCCCCCACACAAUUGCGGGACUAAUUUGCGUGCUGAUUUCGUACCUGAUCGAUGUUACUUACCAAAAGCUCAUAUACAUACAUGGCAGGGUCACACAAAAGGUGUCUCAGCUAUUAAGUUUUUUCCAAAAUCAGCCCAUUUGCUUUUAUCUUGUAGCAUGGAUACAAAAGUUAAAAUAUGGGAGAUUUAUGGAGAAAGACGUUGCUUACGAACUUAUUCUGGACAUAGACAAGCUGUUAGAGACAUCGAUUUUAAUAUUAAUGGAGAGAAAUUCUUAUCUGCAGGUUAUGAUAGAUACAUUAAAUUGUGGGAUACCGAAACAGGACAAGUAGUUUCUCGAUUUAGUGCAAAAAAAAUCCCAUUUUGUGUAAAAUUUCAUCCUGAUUUCAAUAAACAACAUCUCUUUGUAGCAGGAACCUCAAAUAAAAAAAUAAUCUGUUGGGACACUAGAAGUGGAGAUAUAGUUCAAGAAUACGAUCGUCAUCUUGGUGCAGUUAAUUCAAUUACAUUUGUGGAUAACAACCGAAGAUUUGUAACUACUUCAGAUGAUAAGAGUCUUCGCGUUUGGGAAUGGGAUAUUCCUGUCGACAUGAAAUAUAUUGCAGAUCCUACCAUGCAUAGUAUGCCAGCAGUAGCCUUAUCACCAAAUGGUAAAUGGAUGGCGUGCCAAAGUCUUGAUAAUAAAAUAGUGAUAUUCACUGCUAUGAAUCGAUUCAAAAUGAACCGCAAAAAGGUAUUUGAAGGUCAUAUGGUUUCUGGCUACGCAUGUCAAUUAGGAUUUUCUCCAGACAUGAGUUACUUAAUUUCAGGAGACGGUGAUGGAAAAGCUUACAUUUGGGAUUGGAAAACCACUAAGUUGUACAAAAAAUGGCAAGCACAUAGUGACGUUUGCAUUAGUGCGCAAUGGCAUCCUAAAGAAUCCAGCAAAGUAGUAACAGCUGGUUGGGAUGGAUUAAUAAAAUAUUGGGACUAAAAAUAGUUUGGGUUUGUUAUUUGACUUUUUGUCGGAAAAUAAAAGUAAUUUAACUUUUCUUAUGCUAUUUUUUAACGUUUUGUAUCAUAAUUCGGUGAUACUUUUUUUUUACGUUUUUUACAAAUCAAAG
Culicoides brevitarsis is the source of this 1908-nucleotide messenger RNA. RefSeq names its product pre-mRNA-processing factor 17. Gene Ontology annotation, cellular component: catalytic step 2 spliceosome. Bases 90 to 1778 code for a protein of 562 amino acids. Gene Ontology annotation, molecular function: mRNA binding; protein binding. Gene Ontology annotation, biological process: mRNA splicing, via spliceosome. The record is from RefSeq and is a predicted model, not a curated record. NCBI's taxonomy places the organism in Eukaryota, Metazoa, Arthropoda, Insecta, Diptera, Ceratopogonidae. The transcript is spliced from 3 exons.